This is a messenger RNA of Papaver somniferum (opium poppy), 423 nucleotides long. Its product is annotated as heterogeneous nuclear ribonucleoprotein 1-like. Gene Ontology annotation, molecular function: RNA binding. The transcript is spliced from 2 exons. NCBI's taxonomy places the organism in Eukaryota, Viridiplantae, Streptophyta, Magnoliopsida, Ranunculales, Papaveraceae. Bases 1 to 423 code for a protein of 140 amino acids. The record is from RefSeq and is a predicted model, not a curated record.
AUGGGUUUUGAGAGAAAAGUGUUUGUUGGAGGACUUCCAUGGGCGGUAACUGAAGAUAUUCUGACUGAUUACUUCAGUAAGUUUGGAGAGGUUGUUGAAUCUACCAUAGUAAGAGAUAAAGUCACCAGAAACAUCAAAGGGUUUGGGUUUAUUCUUUUCUCGGAUUCAUCUUCUGUUGAUAAAGCUCUUGAAGAAAAUCACACCAUACUUGGAAGAGUGGUAGAUGUGAAAAGAGCAUUACCAAGAACUGAACAGCAACUCGACCGUUCAUAUCAAACCCAUGGUAACAGUUCAAACAACAGUAUUAGUGUGAGUGAUGAUGUCCAUAACAAUGACUGGUUUAAGACUAAGAAGAUAUUUGUAGGUGGACUGUCUACUAUAACUAAAGAAGAACUGAGUAGUUUUUUUUGGAAAAUUUGGUAA